UCGACCUCCCGCCCGGGGAUUGGAGAGGCUACCUGUCAGUGAAUAUUAGUCCCACAAGCACGCACCCUCCCCGCCUCCUCCUAAGAGAACCGAAGACGGCAGACAGCGACGGCCAGAGCCAUCGUAAGCGCGCUCCUUACCUGGACCCACCUGGCGAGAAGGCACGGAUGGACGGGCAGAUGCAGCCCGCCGACGAAGGCCCCUCCGUGGCCAAGAUGAACCGCCGUGGCCCCGCCAGGAGCCUCCACCGCAAGUCCGCCUCCAUAGAGCGUUCGCUUUUUACUGACGCUCGACAGUUUGCGUUCCAGCAUUUCCCUUUCCAGGCACAGAACCAGCAGCAGAGGUUCCCCUGUGAAGGCAGGCCCAGCUCCGGGGUCCCGACAUCCACCUCCGCGGAGGCAGCGGGCGGCGUUGUUCUCCUUACCCAGCAGCGGCGCGCCAUUGUCGGCAUAGCAGAGUCCACGCUCGCCGCUGGGCGACUGAAGCAGGAAUCUCCAGACUGCACGUUUGGGAUUACUUCAGAGAACCGACUCAUCUUGGAUGCCUUCGCCAAGGAGUGCAGUCGAGUGCUAAGCCUACUCAACAAUGGACGGCUGCUGGAACCCUCGCCGUCCAUCCCCUCCAGUGUCAAGAUGGAGGAGGGUUCAGGCACCAGUCAUGGUUCCAGACCUGAGGAGAGUUCCUCUUCUUCAUCCACUGAGCCAGAAGAGGAUGUGCAACAAAGCCAUUUGAACCAACAACAGACCUCUGCUGUUCUGCGCAUCUUCACGGACUCCCUGCAUAGUUAUCUGCUCUCAGGGCAACAGAAACAGCCUCAACUUGUUUUGGGCUUGGUUGAUGAACAGUCCCAUUCGGCCGAGCCCGGUUCUGAGGUCUCACCCCCAAGACGCACCCAGGUGGGCUGGGGCUCCCCGACUCCGUCCGACUCAUACGGACAUCCUUCGUCCACGCUGCCGGAAGAGGAGGACGAGGAGGAGAGCUGCUGCCCUCGUUGCCUGGAGCUGGAGCAGGAAGUGCUGUCUCUGCAGCAGGAGAACGAGGAACUCCGCAACAAGUUGGACACCGUCCCAGUACCCUGUCAAAAUGUUCUCGACUACUUCAAGAAUGUUGUUGAGUUUCACAACCAACUGGUGCCACCGAUGCCAGAGGAGCUGCUAACAGAAGAAGAAGAACAGCAGACAGUCUUUGAGGGAAGCAAACAGCUGCUGGAGAACUACCCGCUCUUCAUCACCAAUAAGCAGUGGGACGAGGCAGUCAACUCUUCCAAGAAAGACGGCCGGCGGCUGUUGCGAUACCUCAUACGCUUUAUCUUCACCACUGAUGAGCUCAAGUUCUCCUGUGGCCUGGGCAAACGGAAGCGCUCGGUCCACUUGAGAGAGCCGGGCUUGGAGAGACGACCGCUCAAUCCCGUCAAAGUCAGCUGCCUGAGAGAGUUUAUCCGGAUGCACUGUGCCUCUAACCCAGACUGGUGGAUGCCUUCUGAGGAGCAGAUCAAUAAAGUUUUCAGCGACGCCGUAGGCCACGCUCGGCAAGGCCGCGCCGUGGGCACCUUCCUGGGGGGCGGAGGUGGCAGCAUCCUCUACCUGGACAGCUUUGACGGACACCUGUCUCAGGACGAGCUCUAUUUGAAAAGCUCUCACAAUGGUCAGUUGGACUGAAUGACAGACAUCAAAUGUAGCUAUCCAGCAACAUAUUCCAAGACAGUGACCUUAACCUGUUACUUUACAACGGAGACGAGGAACCCUUUUCCUAUCAGGGGCCAAAUCCUUAAAGGGUCAUACAAAAUUUAUGA
This is a messenger RNA of Syngnathoides biaculeatus (alligator pipefish), 1792 nucleotides long. Its product is annotated as BEN domain-containing protein 4. The record is from RefSeq and is a predicted model, not a curated record. Bases 168 to 1658 code for a protein of 496 amino acids. Gene Ontology annotation, molecular function: DNA binding. NCBI's taxonomy places the organism in Eukaryota, Metazoa, Chordata, Actinopteri, Syngnathiformes, Syngnathidae. The transcript has 6 exons.